Molecule: messenger RNA, 5522 nt
Organism: Vanessa atalanta (red admiral)
Lineage: Eukaryota; Metazoa; Arthropoda; Insecta; Lepidoptera; Nymphalidae
Exons: 13
Coding region: 316-5289 (1657 amino acids)
Biological process (GO): proteolysis
Molecular function (GO): protein binding; serine-type endopeptidase activity
Source: RefSeq, a predicted model, not a curated record
CCGCGGCCGGGUUGGCGCACCAGUUCAAUGUUCAAGCGCUGCGCGGGCGCACACCCCACGAGGCAGUAACAACGCGCGGUAGUCUGACGCGUUUCAAACACGACACUAGUAUACGAUCUAACUGGCACACAAAUAUUUUUACGAACCAACAAACGAACUAGUUAGUGAACUGUGUUUGUUUAAACCUAUAUUAAACAGUUUGUUUAGGAGUUUGGUGAACUCUUCCAUUAUUGAGUUAAAAAUAAUAUGUGACGUCAAAUUCGUGUCACGUCAAGUGCGUGUUAGGGUCUGAAGUGGAGUUUGGACUAGCUAGAGAUGCACACUAUGGAUACCUUGGGCUACGGCCACAAGAAGUACCGGCCACCGCUCUCCCCGAGCAACUUCUACCACCAUGACUACUACUCCAGGCACACAACUCUGCGCCCACAGAGCGAGUAUCGUUUCGCGGGAAGUGGAUACGCUCGGGCCCCGAGCAGCGGCCGCGGCGGCGGGCUGUGCUCGGCAGCGCUAGUUGGCGGAGCGCUGUUCGCUGCUGUUGCUGUACUGGCUGUCGCUGCACUCGCUUUCUACAUGGGCGCUCUACGCCCUGAUAACGGGGAACCAAUAAUGACAUUCGAAGGCACGUUACGUGUAACGCGAGGGGAUGUGUAUGGAGGAGUACCCGGCAGCCCGGCGUGGCGCGAGCGGGCGCGGCGGUAUAGCGCUAGUUUACGCCAGGUGUUUGCUGCACCAUCAUCUUUGAGACAGGCCUUUGCUGGAGUUCUCGUAACUGGCUUCGGUGAUCGGCGUCUCGAUGUACACUUUAGAUUAUAUCUUGAUCGAAGAAAAAUACCAAGUUCUGUAACAAACAUAGAAGAGACUUUAAAAAGCAUAUUAGUUCAAGAUUUACUUUCAAAGCACUCAGCAUUUGGACAAAUCAAAGUGGACACGUCAAGUAUUAUCAUUAAGAGGGAUUUAGAACAUACAUAUCAUUCUGAACAAUAUGUAAAAGAAGCAAUGAAUGAAAGCAUGGCAAUUAACAAUGUUAAGGUUCAAACACCUCCAAAUAUGAAAGACAAAACCUUGCAGAGUCGAAUAGGUGUCGUCCGCAAAACAACGAUAAAACCAAAUCAAUCUUCUAAAAAUGGCGAUCCAGAUGAACCUGAUAUCGAUACCGAAAAUAUACCAGUAGUUCAAGGGUCAUUUCAAAUAACUAAAACAGAAGCAGACAUAACGGAAAAUAAACACAGCGUUAAUCCGUCCCGAGUUGAAGAAAAAGUAAACAGUAAAGGUUUUUCAACUGCGAGAACAAGUACUACUACUAGAUCUUCAACAACAAAAUCUCCAUUCCGAGUCACUAACAAAUUUUCGACUACUACGGCAAGAAAUCGACCUCUAACAAUUAAAUCAACAUUAAAUAUUAAACCAAAGAUUGAAGAGAACCCUAAUAAACAGGCAGAAUUAAACACACGUAAAUCGGUGAUUUCGACAACGACAACAAUGAAAUCAACUUUAUUACCAAAAAUUACGACAACAUCGACAACAACAAUAGCAACAACUACAAAAAAUGUAUCACAAAUUUUAUUUGAUCUUCUUACAAAUGAAAAUCAUGAUAAAGAUUUGCCAAAAAUUGAUACAUUAUUUACUGUUCCUCAUGUAAUCGAUAACGAGCCAUGGAGACCUAUAACAAGGCCAUAUUUUGAAACCACAAGCAAAGAACCACUAUCUGAAGAACCAGUAACAGAACGAGGUGCAAAUGACAGAAUCGGAGUAGCAGAAGUUGUUGAAGAUGCGUCUUUAUUAGAAAGUAUGCUAAGUCCAAUACCUCCCGCCAAACAAAGAGACAAGACUACACGCAGGCCUUCGGGAUUGUACAAUAUAGAUCCCCAUUUAGGUGCUGAUGUGUACAUUCCUAGUCCAGUUUACACUAGUUUUACUCUUCCUGCUUUUCUACCAUCACAUAAGAAUAUGGAAACUCUCGGUUCAAGUUUUCCAAAACCUCAUCCUUUGCCGGUUGACAAGAUAAGUAGUGUUGUCGAAAUACCAGAUGAUAAACGUCACGUUGAUGAUAAUGAGGGUAAACCUAUCGAAAGGCCACCUAAAGACAAAACUACAUCUGUCACUAUCAAUGUUAUACAAUUUGACCAAUAUGAUAACAGUACUGAAAAAGUGUCUAUAGAUGGUAUGUCGAUUGUUAAAAAACAAAACACAACUACAGGUUUCAUAAAAAAUACAACAACAAAAAGUACAACGAAAAGUGACGAAAUAAGUACCACUCCUAUUGUAGACAUUUCGACAAAUAAACCUUUCGAUAAUCAAACAAAAGAUCAUGGAAAAGAAAACACUACUAAACGCCCAAAUAAUAAGGUAUCCAUAAUACCUUCCACUGGUUCACCACAUCACACUUGGGAACUGGUGAACACUUCAACAAACAAUAAUGAUACUACACUGAAAAAUUCACCUCAUAAAUACUAUAAUGACACAUUACAAGCGAUAAUAACAAAAAAUGAAGCAGUUAUUCAAAAUACAACUCCUAGAUUUCCAAGUAAAAUUGCUAUUUUGCGAAAUUUAACGGAUAUCAUAAAAAGAUUUUCUCAAAAUACAUCAGAAAAACAAAAAGAACAUUCAACACAACAUACAAUAAAAACAAGUACUGAAACAGUAACUACAGAAGCCGAAAACCGUCAUAUCCAAAAUGAAAUGACGGUAAGUACAGAAACCGAAAACCGUCAUAUUCACAAUGAAAUGACAGGAUACGUAGAAGUAGUAUCAGAUGAAGAACUUGAGACAACUACCGCUAGAAUUAUAACUUUAAUGCCAGCUAAAUCAAAUUUAGGCUUCAACCGGCCCCUACGACCUAGGCCGAAACCUGAACCACAAGGAACGAAAGAAGAUAAACGCAGUUUUUUAAAUGAAAAUUCAGAAACAGAAUCACUACUUGAUCAUGAAAAUAUUGAAGAUGUUAUUCAUAAUUUAUCUGAAACUAUUCCAGAAGCUUCAGAAGUCGUAACAACCUCCACGAGCAUGAAUAAUGUCAAUAUAGAUAAUAUUCAUCGAACGAAUAGGAGUGCCGCCUUCAGAAUGCCAGAAACAGUCGGUAAUCCUUCAAGUGGAAAUAGGCUCCCUAAAUCUAAUGAUGAUUUACUGUAUUCAAGUAGUGAUAAUUUUAUAAAGGACGUGUUGGAAAACACUAACAAAUCACAAAUACCAGAAGGAACUUAUAGAGUAUCAUAUCAUGUGACGGGAAGCGUGAGUACGAAACAAGCAAACAAAACACAACAGCUGCCAGCGUAUGAAUUGGCUUUAGAACCAGAUGUCGUACUAGAAAUACCUGUAAAUCAAACCACUUCUUUAACGGCAGAUAAACUACGACAACUUGCAAGUUUAGCAACUAUUUCGAAUUUUAACAAUAAUAGCUUAUUUCGAGCCCCAGGAGGAAUCAUUUCAACAAAAGCGAUACCAUCAAGCUAUACACUAAAUUCAGCCGGAUUUAAAAUAUUGACUAAAACGUAUAAUAAAAUGCACUCAUCAAAACAAGAUGAAAAUAUUUUCGACAAGCCGGAAAAAUCAUAUAGUAAACCUCAAAAAUUCAAAGAUGAAGUAUUUGAACAAAUUGAAAUAGAACAGAGUUGCAACAACGAAACAUCUUUUUUAUGUGCUAGCGGUGCAUGCAUUCCUGUCACAUCGCGAUGUAACAGAUUAUUGGAUUGCCCCGGCGGGGAAGAUGAACGGGCGUGUUCGUGUGCAGAUUAUUUAAGGGCUGAGUUUUCACAAUCAAAAAUUUGCGACGGGUUUGUUGACUGCUGGGACUAUUCUGACGAAAUUAACUGUGAAUGGUGUGAAGAAGGUCAAUUUGUUUGUUCUAAUGCGCGGCAAUGUGUAGAAAUGACAAAGGUUUGUGAUGGAACACCAGAUUGUCCGCUCGGUGAUGAUGAAAAGAGUUGUGUCGCUUUAGGUGAUAAUAUAGACGACAAUGAGGUCAUUCCUUAUAACGAAGAAGGGUUUGUUAUGGUGCGUAAGCGUGGUGUAUGGGGUAGAUUAUGUGUUGAAAACUUCGAUGAUGUAGUAACGCAAGCACAUAGCACUCUUAAAUUACCGGAUCUAGGCAGAGCUGUUUGUCGAGCCAUGACUUUUCAUGACUCUCCUUGGGUACGCGAGGCACGAGAGGGUCGGAAGGCCAGUUCUGUAGGAUACUGGGAAGUGUGGCACAACGCACACGCGCGCGCAGCUGACACACGUCUCACAUUUAAACGGUCAUCGUGCGCCCGGCACCGUGCUUUGCGAGUUCGUUGCAAGGACCUAGAAUGUGGCAUCCGUCCACAUGCAGAUGCACAACAACCCAGGGUGGUGGGCGGCGGCGGCGCAGCUGCAGGCGCCUGGCCGUGGCAAGCGGCACUCUACCGCGACGGAGACUUCCAAUGUGGUGCUACACUCGUUUCAGCUCAGUGGCUGCUCUCAGCCAGUCACUGUUUCUAUCAAGCAACAGAAGCUCACUGGGUGGCUCGUCUGGGCGCAUUGCGUCGCGGUGCGUGGCCUCGUGGACCCUGGGAGCGAGUGGCGAGAGUGCGUCAAAUAGUCUUGCAUCCUCGAUACGCACCACGAGGUUUUAGGAACGACAUAGCGAUGUUACGCGUCGACCCGCUGCCGUUGCACGCCCGUUUGCGGCCCGCCUGUCUGCCUCCCCUGAGGGCCCAGCCGCCCGCUGGACACCACUGCACGGUCGUUGGAUGGGGUCAACUUUAUGAACAUGAACGUGUCUUUCCGGAUACGCUACAAGAGGUCGAGUUGCCGGUGAUCUCAACGGCAGAGUGUCGACGACGAACACGACUACUGCCUCUCUAUCGUGUCACUGACGACAUGUUUUGCGCGGGCUAUGAGCGCGGUGGACGUGACGCGUGCCUCGGAGACUCAGGCGGACCUCUCAUGUGCCAGGAGGCUGAUCGGUGGUACAUUUACGGGGUGACAAGUAACGGCUACGGAUGCGCGCGUGCCAACCGGCCCGGCGUCUACACGAAGGUAUCUAAUUACAUCGAAUGGAUAGACAGUGUCAUGGCUACUUUCACGCCCGAGAAAAACGAAACUUUUCCUUCGAGCGACGAGCAAUAUUCCAGUGAAGAUUUCUACUCAGACUUGGAAGCAGCAGAGAAUAAACGAAUCAUCCACAAAGUAUAUGACUCUUGUAAGGGGUUCAGGUGUCCACUCGGUGAAUGCUUACCGGCUUCUAGCGUUUGUAACGGAUUUCUAGAAUGUUCCGAUGGCAGUGACGAAUGGAAAUGCAGUGAAAAUUCGAGUAGAUAUAACCCAGAUUGAGUCAAUACUGUAUAUAUUUAAUAUAAGCCAGUAAUAAUAGAAUAAAGUUAUUCAAUUUCGACUGAUACUACAUAAGUAGAGUGUAAGAUAUUAUAUGCUAAUUACAACGCAAGGAAAAUUCAAGUGAGCUGAUAAUCUGUAAUUUUUUUUUUAUAUUAAAGAUCGUGUACGCCAUGAACAACGGGCUUGUAUAUAUAGCUUUAAUUAUUGUAUUGCCCACUCUGUUGCAUUGA